Molecule: messenger RNA, 2334 nt
Organism: Pecten maximus
Lineage: Eukaryota; Metazoa; Mollusca; Bivalvia; Pectinida; Pectinidae
Product: E3 ubiquitin-protein ligase TRIM56-like
Exons: 2
Coding region: 186-1322 (378 amino acids)
Molecular function (GO): zinc ion binding
Source: RefSeq, a predicted model, not a curated record
GCCCAUAUAUAAUGGGUAGUUAGAGGACGAAGUCAUGUGAUAGUCUGUCCCGGGAUUCUCGUGUUGACUUCGAAUUCCUGUACAUACCACGCCAGGAACUAAUCCACUGCCGCAAAGAAUGCCAAAUAAUUUUGGUACGUAUGUUUGCUGAUGGGUGCAGGUAACUGGCCACACGACCUUACAAGAUGGCUGCCGGGGAUGUCAUUGAAGACAUAAAGAACAAACUGGUGUGUGCCAUUUGUUUAGAUGUAUUAAAAGAUCCAAGAGUUCUUAGCUGUGGCCACACAUUCUGUUUUGAGUGCAUCCUGCAAGACUACCAACGAUUACAACUUAAGUUGGGAAAAUGCCCAUUGUGUCAGGAAUCGUAUUUUCUUAAAAAGGGAGACAUACAUAAUCUGUCGAGGAAUUUUAGUGUAAAUGAUGUACUUGAUACACUGAGGUCUGCUGGGCGAGCUCGUGUUUGUGCAGUUUGUCAAGAAGACGGUGGCAUAUAUGUAUGUCUAACGUGCAAACUAAACCUAUGCAAACAUUGCUCAAACUGCUCAAACAUUACCUGGAUCGAGUGUAGUCACCAGGUGUUACACAUUGACGAUAUGAAUUCUCUCCCAUUUCUACGGGAUGUCAUCCAACUAAGUAGAGCCAAACAAACAUGUCCGAUACACUCAGAAGAAGGUGCAAGCUAUAUGUGUCACACGUGCAAGCGCGUAAUGUGCAACGCAUGUCGACUCCAAGGUCAUAUUCAUCAUGAUAUCCAAGGAAUCAAGGAAUCGGUGAAAAACCUUCGUCGGAAAAACAUCCCUUCUUUGCUAGGAACAAAAACGCGAGACUUUGAUAAAACCAUAGACUCAUUGUCAUGUGAAUCAUCUUUUAAUAGAAACCCAUCACGUCGUGUAGAAAUUCGCGAAGAAAUGCGCCGAUAUCGAUCGCAAAGACAAGACUGUUCUGAUUUUCACAGAGACAUGUGCCAUUUAUUUAAGUAUGGUAGUGAUAAAACAAUCCUGGAAGUUUUCCAUCGCCGAGAACAUAAAAUUAACGAGAUACUUUACACCCCUACACAGUCUGUCUGUAAAAGAUGGAUGGUUUAUAUUAUGUACUGUCAAUUGGUGAGAAUGAUUCGUCGAUCUGAAAGGAGUGUACGCCAAUACUCGGCCAUAAUUAGAACUAAUAGAGAAUAUUGUGCUAUAUGCGAUUCAAACAAACAUCGACAUAAGUUGCGUUCCUAUCAGGGCAUCCCUGAUGAUCGUAGCGUCCUGUUUGAUAUUGUGUUGGGCAUUUUCAUGGAGUUGGCAAUUCUACUUUUUUCUGUAUAUGUGUUACGUUAGGAUAUAUUUCAAUUUCUAAGCUAUAUAUAUAUAUAUAUAACUGCGUUAUGUAAUAUAAGGAGUUGGUACUGUAAUUGGCUAAACAAACGAUAAUAGUUGCCUAUUACAAAUUAUGAUAGCAUUACUUCUUUGACAGCUUGUGACAUAAACCUGAGUUAACCUCCUUUCUGGGGUAUUGUUUUGACCUGUCUGAGGGAAGGAAACUCCCUAGUCGUGGACAUUUCCCAAUCAGAUGAUGACUUUUAAUAUAUUUUUACUGACCUACUAGUGUCAAUUAUUAUAAUAAAGAUAAUUUAUUUGCUGAAUUUCAGGAUCAGACGUUCCGCGCUAUCAUCCAAAAUGGUUAUAUUUCAAACAAUUAACGUUAACAUGGCCGCCUCGGUAAAAGUAUUUGAUGUUUGCGUGUCCUUGCAUAAAAAAAUAUUUUGUUAAAUUCGCCUCGAAAUACAUAUCAUUAGUUCACUAAUUUCGUCUAACCUUGACUAGGAAGAAACUGAAACGUGUUCAGCAUAAAUGUAUAAGUAUGAUACAUAUAUAACGAAAUUGAUUUCACCUCGCUGGUAGGGCUCUCCCCAACCCCUGGACACCUCGGGCUUCGCAGGCAUCGAAAGUAUUUUGUAUGUAAAGGUACACGCGGGUGUUGUUGUAUAUGUAGUAAUAUGUAUGUUUAAGUCUAAGUAAUCUACCAAUGUUAAUAAAUAAAUUAUAUAUUUGAUUGUUAAUAUAUACACAUAGAUGUACGAUGUGCAGAAAGCAGGCCAAACUAAAUUUCCCUCAAAACCCUAUGGUUACUCAAGGAAAUUUUCUUUUUUCGGUUUCUUUUUUAUCAAUUUUUUACAACUCAUGUAUACUUAUAUAACUAUGUGAAAUAUUAUUUUGUUCUUAGUUAUCAAAAUUAAGGUGUCCUAGUUCCGAAGAUGUAUUUGCUUUUCUGUGUGAUUGGGAAAGGAAUUAAUAUAAGCUUUAAGCUUGUUUUCCCAUCCCAUUUGUUAUUUUCUGUAUAUGUAAUGUU